Lodderomyces theae is the source of this 3579-nucleotide messenger RNA. It is a transcript of the gene IRE1, whose product is annotated as bifunctional endoribonuclease/protein kinase. The transcript has a single exon. The record is from RefSeq and is a predicted model, not a curated record. The coding region runs from base 1 to 3579 and encodes 1192 amino acids. Gene Ontology annotation, biological process: mRNA processing; intrinsic apoptotic signaling pathway in response to endoplasmic reticulum stress; protein phosphorylation. Gene Ontology annotation, molecular function: protein serine/threonine kinase activity; ATP binding; RNA endonuclease activity. Gene Ontology annotation, cellular component: IRE1-TRAF2-ASK1 complex. Lineage: Eukaryota; Fungi; Ascomycota; Pichiomycetes; Serinales; Debaryomycetaceae.
AUGCAGAUAAUACCCAUACUAUCAUCACUAAUUUGCCUCAUACUCAUAGGGUUCAGUUGGGCUACGGGGCGACUAGAGAAAUCAACGGUGCCUGCUUUUAGACAGGAAAAUGAGGUCAUUCAUCAAAGCGAAGUGCAAUACAACCGACAUCAGCCUCAAGUAACACCCCAUGUCCAAGAUCGUCACGAGUCACCACUGCUUGGAUAUCAACAAAAACACACGAACUCACUUCUUCCGUUGGAGUUUCGAUCAAUUGAUGACUGCGAACUACAAGAUAUUUUACUCGUUAGUGACAUCAACGGCAACUUGCAUGGGGUAGAAAGGGGUACAGGGACCAUGCUUUGGACCCUACCUAUAGAUGAGCCUCUAGUCAAGGUCCAGUCAAAUAAUACUUUUGAGAAUGCGAAAAGUCAGCAGUCAAAUAUCCUAUGGUUUGUUGAGCCUUAUGAAGAUGGUACUUUGUACUAUUUUACACCCAUGUUUGGAUUGAAUAAACUACCCACGAGUAUAAAACACUUGGUUAUGGAGUCGCCUUUUUCUCUUAGUGGUGAUGAUAAAAUUUACACGGGCACGAGAAAGACAUCCUUGUACAGUCUAAAUAUCCACACCGGUGAAGUCAAGUCGGCAUUUGGUAAUCAAGAUGAAUGCCCCGUGCUGCAAACUACACUCCCUCCCAGAGACGGAGGACAAGAUGAUACCAUAAUGAUUGGGAAAACAACAUAUCAGCUAUCCAUUCAUUCCAAAACAAACAGUAAUAUAGUUUGGAAUGUCACUUAUAACCAAUGGGUACCAAACAACAUUGACAAUGACUUGAUAAUGCAAAACAAACAAUCGUUGGACAAGUUGUAUUUUACUCCUUUCCAUGAUAGGUCCUUAUUAGCCAUUAAUAAAGACAUCGGUACUCCAGUCUGGAUCAGUCGCUUACCAGCAUUGGCUGUGAAUAUUUUUGAUGUAUUCCAUAAUGAUAAACAAAGGGACUAUGUGUUGCUACCCCAUCCAUUAGAAGUUUUGAACCAAUUACAAACAAGUGAUGCAAGGAAUGACGAUUUAGUCUUUAUCAACAAAACCUCCGACUCAAAUCAAUGGGUGGCCAUGAGUUUCCACAACUACCCAACAUUGAUUAAGAGUGCUCCUCUUUCCAAAUACCAAGCUAUCUUGAAUCAAUAUUACGCAGGCGUUAACGAGGCAGUAGGGUAUAUCGAAGAUUAUCAACUUUCCACAAGCACCCCCGAGCAAAUUGAGCAGUUGAUUACGGGAAUCCAUCGAGUUGUCGAGUUGUCAAGAGACUCUUCCUACCAACCAGCUUCAAGGUUUACCUCGCCAAAGGAUAUAAAGAGAAUUGGUGACGGUAAUGAGGAGAACAAUACCCCAGCACAGCCAGUACCGAAUAUCAUUGAUGGUAUCAAGUUCCCAGCCAAAGUCUCAACAAUUGGCUCCGAUGUCAUUAUGGUUGAGCCAGUGAAGGAUUCUGUUGAAAAUUUCACACCAACAAUACGAUCUUCUGGAUCCGUCGCAAUCAUCAAACGCAUAGUUGAGGAUUUGAGUGUCAUGAUGGUUAUACUUUUAUUGGUUGUCUUUUUUGGAAGGUCAAACAAGUAUGUUAGGAAGCUAUUUGGAAACUUUAGAAUCAAUGAUGAUUUGGAAUUGGUCAGGGAUGAAGAGCCCAAGAGCAUAGUUGUUGAACAACAAUCAAACGGGCCAGACGCUGGAGAAGAGAGUGCAGAGGUUGAAUCAAAACUGGGCGUUAAUACCUUAAAGGAUGUCGGUGGAGUAAUGGAGGUUAUUGAGGUGGAAAGUUUGCAGUCAACUGAAGAUGCUACUGAUCGUAUACAGAAGAAAAAGGUGACAAUAGUCGAACCUGAGUCCGAGAUUAUUGAAGAUAUUGGUGCUAUCAAUGAACCCUUACUGCAUGAGGAAGAGGAAACUAGAGAUGGACUAGAGAGCACUGUAAAUGCUGACGACACUGAAGAGAAAGAGCAGACCGAGAAUGAGCCACUUACAAAGAAGAAGCGCAAGAGAGGCAGCAGAGGAGGAGCCAAAAGAGGCGGAAAGCAUAUCAACAAGAACAAGAAUUCUGAGGAAAAGGAGUUGAGCCAUGAUGACAAAAAUUCUGAAGAAGACGCAGAAGAAGAGAUCAUUGCCACAAAGAGUCUUAUACAAACCUUGCCAUUACCACCCAAGCUGAAGAAGAAGUUGCAAAUUGAAAACAAUUUGAUUAUUUCUGACAAAAUACUAGGGUAUGGAUCUCAUGGAACUGUUGUGUUUGAAGGUACUUUUGAAAAUCGACCUGUGGCGGUGAAGCGGAUGUUGCUCGAUUUCUACGACAUUGCAAACCAUGAAGUUCGGCUAUUGCAGGAAUCAGAUGACCACCCAAAUGUGAUUAGAUACUUUUGCUCACAAUCAUCUGAAUCAGAAAAGUUUUUGUACAUUGCGUUGGAGCUUUGUUUAUGUACAUUGGAGGAUAUAAUUGAAAAACCACAAAAGGUUGCCGAUUUGUCAAUUCCGAGAAGAAAUGAUAUAUUGUAUCAGUUGGCAAGUGGGUUGCAUUAUUUGCAUUCGUUAAAGAUUGUACAUCGAGAUAUUAAACCACAAAAUAUCUUGGUUGCAAACGUCAAGAAGUCGCCACAUUUGAAAAGAGAUCCGAUUGUGCUGGAGAAAAUACAGUAUGAAAACAAUGUUCGGUUGUUGAUUUCUGAUUUUGGAUUGUGUAAGAAGUUGGAGCAUGAUCAAUCAUCGUUUAGAGCAACCACUCAACACGCCGCGUCGGGAACUUCGGGCUGGAGAGCUCCUGAGUUGUUGCUCAAUCACGAUUUAUUGGAGAUUUCACCGGACUCCAUUUCUUCCGUCCACUCCAACGGGGCUAUAACUACUUCUACCACAGCCAGCUCCACCUCCACCUCCACCUCCGUAUCAGGAGGUAAACGCUUAACUAAAGCCAUCGAUAUUUUCUCCCUUGGAUGUGUGUUUUUCUACAUUUUAACCAACGGACAGCAUCCAUUUGGUGAUCGAUAUAUGCGAGAAGGUAACAUCAUCAGAGGCGAAUAUGACUUAUCCAUCUUGCUCACCAAGUGUCCUAAUGACAAGUACGAAUCAAUUGAUUUGAUUUCAAGUUUAAUUCACGCCAACCCCGCCUUGCGUCCCAACACUUCAAAAAUCCUCCAUCAUCCACUUUUCUGGUCACCAACUAAACGUCUUGAGUUUCUACUCAAAGUUAGUGAUCGAUUCGAAGUUGAAAAACGUGAUCCACCGAGUGACUUGUUGCUUGAGUUGGAGAAACACGCUCAAAUUGUACAUAAUCUCGACUGGCAUGGUCAGCUUGCCGAUGAGGAGUUUUUGGAGAAUUUGGGCAAGUACCGCAAGUACCAAACUACUAAGUUGAUGGAUUUGUUGCGGGCUAUAAGAAACAAGUAUCAUCAUUAUAAUGAUAUGCCUCCUGGCUUACAAGAGAAGAUGGCCCCGUUGCCUAAUGGGUUUUACCAGUAUUUUAAUAACAAGUUUCCACAUUUGUUGAUGGAGAUUUAUUAUUGUGUCCAAGAUAACUUGAAACAUGAGUAUGUAUUUAGUGAAUACUUUGCAUAG